Molecule: messenger RNA, 558 nt
Organism: Penicillium cinerascens
Lineage: Eukaryota; Fungi; Ascomycota; Eurotiomycetes; Eurotiales; Aspergillaceae
Exons: 2
Coding region: 1-558 (185 amino acids)
Source: RefSeq, a predicted model, not a curated record
AUGGCGCGGAGUGAUGAGAAAACCAGCAAAAAGCGCCCCGCGGAAGGUGACCCCGACGGCGCGCAACCACUGACAAAGCGAUUCGGGCGUCUCCAGAUCGAUAACGAUGUGUUCUCCGGUGCUCGGGCCAGUCGCGAUGGCUCCCCAUACCGGGGCUCCCCGAGUCAGGACGAUGCGAUGCUGUUAGACGACACCAAACAUACGACCUACGUCCAUAAUCUGGACCAUGAGUUAGCUGAGCCUGAUCCUCCCGAAGAUGGCCUAAUCAUUCUUCCACUCGCCGCGAAGAUGAUGUCCGUGCCGGAAUCCAUUCUAUCGAACUCUUCGUCGAUUGGCAAGGAACUGGUUCUAUAUACAGAGCCCGCCUCUCUGACAGUUCCCAAGGAUAAGGAUACCGUGCGAAAAGCCAUCCUCGAAUCAAGGGCCCGCGCCCGCGCAGGGAUCAAACAACCUUCUGGCCAGCCGUCUGAUGCCGGUUUACCAUGGCCUAGCCACAUUGCUUCUGACGCGACUACAUCUUACAAUGACGAUCCGAUGGACAUUGAUCUCGACCCUUAG